This is a messenger RNA of Emiliania huxleyi CCMP1516, 240 nucleotides long. RefSeq lists its product as hypothetical. The transcript has 2 exons. The record is from RefSeq and is a predicted model, not a curated record. Bases 1 to 240 code for a protein of 79 amino acids. Lineage: Eukaryota; Haptophyta; Isochrysidales; Noelaerhabdaceae.
AUGAGCUCGUAUGCCACGUCGCCGCCUGCGGCGGCGCUGAUCCGGCGGGCGGCGGCGCCGUGGUCGCCGGCAAGCCACUCGCUCUUCCCCGCGGCGGCGCGCGAGUACGCGGUGAUGGUCAUGCGCAUCGGCUACCAGAUCGCGCUCUCUCCGCCCGACGACGCCGAGGCGCGCCCGGACCGGAGCGCGCUGUCCGACGUGUGGCGCGAGCACGUGCUGCCGCACGCGGUGGCGCGCUGA